Malassezia restricta is the source of this 1812-nucleotide messenger RNA. RefSeq lists its product as uncharacterized. Bases 1 to 1812 code for a protein of 603 amino acids. The record is from RefSeq and is a predicted model, not a curated record. NCBI's taxonomy places the organism in Eukaryota, Fungi, Basidiomycota, Malasseziomycetes, Malasseziales, Malasseziaceae. The transcript has a single exon.
AUGCGGCUGCUGCUGCUGCUGCUGCGCCGUGGGGGCGUGCCUCGGCGCGCCUAUGCGACGCUGACGCCAGCCGAUAUGCUGCGAAUCCAGGCGACGCGGGGUGCGAAUCUCGAGUUGGAUCCCCGUGGGGUGGACUAUGGCCUGUUUGAGACGCCGUCGCUCGAAUACACGCACCAGCAGCGCGAGGCGCCUGCUGUGUCCGAUAUACCCGCGCCGAUUCUGACGAUGCAGCGCGUGCUGCGUGCUGGCGACUUUGCGGCUGCCUCGCGCCUCUUUGAGCAGCUCGAGGAGCUUGGCACGUACCUCGAUCAGCCACUGGCUGAGUACGCGCACGCGUCGCGGUGGUGUGCUGCGUCGGGUGAGCCGCGCCGCGCCGUGCGGUUCCUGCGGCAUAUUCCGAGAUCAUCGCACAGUAUGGACACGUCGUACCAGGUAUCGCAGACGCUCUUGUGGCUCGUGCGAUCGGGCGAUGGGGCAGCGAUGCAGCAGGGCAUGCUGCUGGCGGCCGAGUACGGCUACGUCCGUGAGCUUCGCAAGGCGCUGGUGGCCAUGUAUCAAGGGCCGUUUGGCGGGACGCAAGAGGCGCCGCAGCUGUGGUGUGCGCUGGCGGCGGUUCUUGCGGCGCCGAUGGCGGAUCUCACGCGCUUGUAUGGCUGCCUCGUUCGGGCGCAGCUUCGUGGACACCACGCGCCUAUGCAUGAUACCCUAUCGUUCCCUGUGGAUGCGUACACGCAGGCUGUGCUGCGGGGCGAGCCAUGCCGGCCUGAGCGCAUGUCGCAGCACGACUCGGACCGCUUCAUGCGGCAUGUGCGCCGCGACGAUGUGGCGCGUAUGCGGAGUGUGCUGCUUGGCGUCCUGAAGCGUGGCUCGAUGCCGUCGAUCGAGCAUGUCUCGACGCUCCUGUGCAGGGCGUCGCGGCAGGCGUGGGUGGACAUGCCGCCGAGUGAGCGUCGCGAUGCGUAUCGCGUGUCGACGGGGUCGUUUCUGCGCCCACUUCGAAAGCGAUGCCUGUCGUUUCCGGGGCUGUGGGAAACGGCGACGCUGCGUGCGCGAGAAAAAGAGGGCGACUGGCACAGCGCGCUUCGACUGUGGCAGCAGCGCUUUGAGCCUGUGCGUGGCGUCUAUGAGCCGGCCGUGCAGGAGCUGGUGCGUCGCGCGCGACCUCCGACGCUGCCGUAUGUGGCGUCGGUGACGGCGAAUAGCGAGCGGCGUCCGGAGCGUGCGCGGCAUGAGCGUGCGCGGAUCAUGCCGACGCCGUACGCGGUCGCGACGGUGCUUCGGGCGAUGGUGCGUGCGUACGGCCCGGACGGCAAGGCAUUGGCGCCCAUGUAUGCGGCGCUCGUGGACGCCGCUGAGCCCGGUGGGCCGACUGCGAGUGCGGCGUGCUUUGAGGCGUUCAUUGCGAUGUCGAGUCGCGUGGAUGCGAAGCGCUUCGUGAGUCCGCGCGUCUCGCGCACGACGCCGCAGCAGCUGCCCACGAUGUGGACGAUGCUGCGGGACAUGCAGGCCGCGUGUGUCGUGCCGCGCUCGUCGACGUGGACGCUGUUUCUGCAGGCGCUGCUGCGUGAUCGGUCGCGGUCCAAGUGGCGCAUCGUGCUGCAUGUGCUGAACGAGAUGCACCGCGGCGACCACGAGCGCAAGGCGCUGCUGCCGCGUGCGACGCCGGCGACGUAUGCUGGUCUGCUGCAUGUGCUCACGCGCGUGCGGCAAACGUCUCGCACGCGGCGGCGGCGGUGCACGAUUCGGGCGCUGAUGCGACGGCGGUAUGGGGAGGGAGUGUAUGCUACAGAGAGGGCUAGUCGACGCGCUUGA